AUGGCUGUUGUCGGUGCCCUUGCUGGCGUGCUCGGAGGCUACGGGAACCACGGACGCUACGAAGCUACCGAGGAUACCGAGGCUACGGCCGCCAGGGCGGCUAGGGCGGCUAGGGCGGCUAGGGCGGCUACGGCGGCUACGGCGGCUACGGCGGCCACUGCGGCCACGGCGGCCACGGUGGCUACGAAGGCUACGCCGGCUACGAAGGCUACGCCGGCUACGAAGGCUACGGCGGCCACGGCGGCUACGGCGGCCACUGCGGCCACGGCGGCUACGCCGGCUACGAAGGCUACCGGCCACGGCGGCCACGGCGGCUACGAAGGCUACGAAGGCUACGCCUGCUACGAAGGCUACGCCGGCUACGAAGGCUACGGCGGCUACGAAGGCUACGGCGGCUACGGCGGCUAG
Molecule: messenger RNA, 408 nt
Organism: Ixodes scapularis (black-legged tick)
Lineage: Eukaryota; Metazoa; Arthropoda; Arachnida; Ixodida; Ixodidae
Product: ice-structuring glycoprotein-like
Exons: 2
Coding region: 1-408 (135 amino acids)
Source: RefSeq, a predicted model, not a curated record